This is a messenger RNA of Camelina sativa (false flax), 1337 nucleotides long. Lineage: Eukaryota; Viridiplantae; Streptophyta; Magnoliopsida; Brassicales; Brassicaceae. The record is from RefSeq and is a predicted model, not a curated record.
AUUCCAGAUAUGAUACGAAAAGAAAAAAAUAUAUAUUUGACUAUAUAUUAAAAAUCACACAAUCUCUUCAGCUUCUUUGGUGUUGAAAAGCUUCCCUAAAUCUCUCUAACACGCUCCGUUACGUUUUCUCCUUUACAAAGCCAAAUUAGCCUAAAAAAGCUCUGAUAAAAAGGAUUUCGAUAAUUCUCUAACGAUUCAAGCGAUUUUAAUGAUGACUUGUGCGAGCGCCGAUACUUUAGACAAGGACAAGGAUAAUGAAAAGGACAAGGACAAGGACUCGGAGUCUUUCGUGGAGGUCGAUCCGACAGGUAGAUACGGUCGGUACGGCGAACUUCUCGGCUCAGGGGCCGUCAAGAAAGUCUACAGAGCCUUUGACCAAGAAGAAGGCAUUGAAGUGGCUUGGAACCAAGUUAAACUGAGAUGUUUUUCCGACGAUCCAGCCAUGACCGAGAGGCUUUACUCGGAGGUCAGGUUGCUUAAGAACCUCAAGAACAGUAACAUCAUCGCCCUGUAUAAGGUCUGGAAAGACGAGCGAAACAACACCUUGAACUUCAUCACCGAGAUCUGUACCUCCGGGAACCUGAGAGAGUACCGGAAGAAGCACAGACACGUCUCUAUGAGAGCUUUGAAGAAGUGGUCCAAACAGAUUCUCAAAGGCUUGGAUUAUCUCCACACCCACGAGCCUUGUAUCAUCCACAGAGACCUCAACUGCAGCAAUAUCUUCGUGAAUGGCAACAUCGGCCAAGUCAAGAUUGGAGAUUUGGGUUUAGCGGCUAUCGUUGGGAAGAACCAUUUAGCUCACUCGAUCCUUGGGACACCAGAGUUCAUGGCUCCUGAGCUAUACGAAGAGAACUACACGGAGAUGGUUGACAUAUACUCCUAUGGAAUGUGCGUUUUGGAGCUUGUAGCUCUUGAGAUUCCAUAUAGCGAAUGUGAUAGCGUCGCGAAAAUAUAUAAAAGGGUGAGCACUGGCCUCAAACCAGAAGCUCUGAACAAAGUUAGGGAUCCAGAAGCUAAGGCCUUUAUUGAAAAAUGCAUCGCGCAGCCGAGAGCUAGACCUUCUGCAGCUGAGCUCCUCUGUGACCCGUUCUUUGAUGGUAUACUAGAUGAUGAUGACGAAGACACCGGAAACAAUGACAAUGAUGGAGCUGGUCGUAUUGUUUCUUGAUGAUUGUAUACAAUGGAUGACCCCUUUGUUAAUUAUUGUCCUAUAGAUUGGGCUGUAUUUUUACAUUAUAUUUAAGCAUUCUCUCAUUUUAUUUCCUUUUCGACUUUUCUUUCUUUGUACAUAACUUUUGGUUUCGACAUGAAAAUUACGUAUACAGUUUCUCCUUGUU